AUGCGGCUGCGGCUCCCUGAAGGCGGCCCGGGCGGUGGGCAGCGGACCCGGUGGGGCGGCGCCGUGAGGGGACGAGUCGUGGCCCCGGCUGUCGGGCGCGGAGGCUCCUGCCGCUACCCCGCGGAGCAGGGAAGGGCUGCCCCCGGGAUGCACGCGGAGCCCCGGCCCCGGGGGUGCCCAGGGCUGCGGGGGGCUGAGUCCCCCUGCCACCCUGGCUUCCGGGGGGCCGUAAUGAAGUUCAGGACGGGGGUGGGCGGGGUGCUGCCCGCGGGACAGGGGCCCGGCCGCACCUCCUCCCGUGUCAUCUGGCCUCCGGAGGAGCUCUGGGGGGAGCCAGUGAAGGAAGAGUUUGGAGGCGCAAAAGAGGUGGUGCCGCGUCCCGAGAGACCCUCAGUCCCUUUACAACUGCUUCCCAAGCCCCAGCUUCCGAAGGAGCGUCGGCGUGAAGCGGCUGGUCAGCCAGCCGUUUGCUGGGCUCUGCAGGGUAACCCCAGCUCGUCUGGGGGACCUGGUCUAGACGGGGUGGCCGGGGGCCGCUUGCUGAGGCCGCCCUCCGGCCUCCCUCCCUCGCCGAGCGAACCCGGCCUGCCGGCCUCUGAGGUGCCGGGCACGGCACGGGGCACGCUCCUGAGUCCGCAGGAGCUCCUGGCGCCACACCGGUCGGUGCCGGGCCGGCGGCGAGGGCCACACGCUGUCCCGAGCGCCACAGCCUGGGCCUCCACCGUGACCCCAGAGGCAGGACCGUCGUCCCUGCCUCACAGACGAGGCUCGGAAGUUAAGGACCUCGGCCAGGGUCACAGAGCGGGAACGAACGAGCGGAGCAAACGGGGUGGCGUCCCCCGCCAGCGCCGGCACCCUCCACGCCCUGAGCCGCUACAGCCGCUACACGAGCAUUCUGGACCUGGACCGGAAGACCCUGCGCUGCCCCCUCUACAGAGGCACCCUGGUGCCCCGGCUGGCGGACCACCGCACACACAUCAAGCGGGGCAGCACCUACUCCCUGCACGUGCAGAGCGUGCUCACGCAGCUCUGCGCCAAGGCCUUCCUCUACGCCUUCUGCCGCCACCUGCACCUGCCCGCCCGCGGCACGGAGGCCGAGGGGCUGGCUGCCCGCCGCCAGGCCGGCUUCUUGCAGCUGAACCUGGGGCUGGUGAACGAAGACGUCAGGGUGGUCCAGUACCUGGCAGAGCUGCUGAAGCUACAGUACACGCGGGGGCCGUCCGCCGCCGGCCGGCCCGUGCUCAGGUUCGACUACGUCCCCAGUUUCCUGUACAAGAUCUGAGGUCAGGCCCGGCCACCGUGACCAAGACCUCUGCGGUAAAACACACCUGAACCGGCCACAGUGGUUGCUCCCGCGCACGCGUGCCCGUCUGCCGGGGCCGUGUCCUGUGUCGUCGGAGUCCUGCUGUUGAGACCUGGUCCGCCACCGGCUCUGCAGCACACC
Molecule: messenger RNA, 1444 nt
Organism: Physeter macrocephalus (sperm whale)
Lineage: Eukaryota; Metazoa; Chordata; Mammalia; Artiodactyla; Physeteridae
Product: basic salivary proline-rich protein 3-like
Exons: 5
Coding region: 1-1332 (443 amino acids)
Source: RefSeq, a predicted model, not a curated record